AUGCUAAGACGGUUCACAAGACAAGGCAUUGCGCCGUUUAUAAAAUUGCAAUGCAGAACAUUAGCCACAUCUUCAAAUGACCCACCACCGCCGCUGCUGCCACCACCACCACCACAUAAAGAUGGACUCUAUUUCGGCCAAUUCACAAAACAAGAAUACGAAGAGGCGGCUCGUGCCAUCAAGCAACAAAUCGCCAAGCUCGAAGGAGAAAUCAAAGGCGACCACAACUUGCGUGAGAACCUCGGCAAAAUGGCCCAGUUCCCUGCCCCGUCAAGCGACAGCGCAUCAUCCCCAACGGAAAUCCACAACUUGACAGAUUUCUUCCGGCAAACCAUCAAAUUAACAGGCCCCAUCCCCUUGAGCGCUUACAUGCGACAAUGUCUAACUCACCCGGAAUACGGGUAUUAUACCACGCGGAACCCGUUGGACUUGCGCACGGGGGACUUUAUCACCUCGCCCGAGAUCAGCUCGGUGUUUGGCGAGAUGAUAGGCGUGUGGUUCUUUAAUAUCUGGCAAACUAGCAAAAACGCACGGCCACCGCGCAAGAUCAGGUUCAUUGAGUUUGGGCCUGGUCGAGGCACGUUGAUCCAUGAUGUGAUUGCCACGUUCAACAAGUUUGUUGCCAUGGUGAGCCAGGAUUACGUUCCGCGCAUAGAGGUGGUUUUGAUUGAGGCUAGCCCCACGCUACGUCGCGAGCAAUGGAAGUUGAUUUGCGGCGAGGAGAACGAGUUUGCCGUGGAGGACUCGGGUGUCAAUAGAGCUAAAUCGAAAUGGGGCAAUGAAGUCGUGUGGGUCGAUACCGAAAAGGCCAUCCCUCGUGAUGCUGGUGGAGAUGAUGACGCGCUGGUAAAUUAUAUCGUUGCGCAUGAGUUCUUUGAUGCGUUGCCGAUAAAGAGCUUUGUCAGGGAAAAAGAAGGCUGGAGGGAAUUGGUGGUUGACCACACGCCGAGUGUGAACAACACUCAAUUGAAAUUGGCGUCGUCGCCGGACAAGGAAAAGAAGGAGGGGGAGAAGGGGGAGCUGGAGCUGUCAGAUACGUUGGAGGAGACUCAGUUCCAUGUAAGUAUCUCGCCCAAGGAAACACCCGCGUCAAUGAUUCCCAAAAUCGGCAAACGGUACAAGGACCUCCCCGAGGGCACCCGCAUUGAAAUAUGUCCCGAUGCUGAGCUUUUCAUGAUGAAAAUCGCCCAGCUAGUCGCUGGAUCUGCACUUGACAAUAAGCUGGGGGGAGGAAGCGAAGGAAAAGAAGGAGAAGGUAGCGAUGAAGGUGCUGCACUUGUUGUAGAUUACGGUCCAUCAUCUGGUAUCCCCGAAAACACCCUCCGCGGCAUCUACAAACAUAAAUUUGUUUCCCCCUUUUACAAACCGGGUGAAGUGGAUCUAUCCGCCGAUGUCGAUUUUGAAAAUUUGAAAAAUGUGUCGCUGACGGUGUGCGAUGUGUUUGGACCUAUUCAGCAAGGCGACUGGUUGCAUAAUAUUGGCGUGGGGUACCGUAUUGAUCAAUUGAUCAAGAAAAACAGCCAUGAUGAAGAAACGCAGGAAAAAAUUUACGGUGCAUACAGGAGACUAGUUGACGAUGAGGAAAUGGGUAAAAUUUUCAAGUUCAUGGCAGUCUUGCCCAAGGGAUCGGACAAACCAGUGGGGUUCUGA
Molecule: messenger RNA, 1650 nt
Organism: Lodderomyces beijingensis
Lineage: Eukaryota; Fungi; Ascomycota; Pichiomycetes; Serinales; Debaryomycetaceae
Source: the annotation of a GenBank genome assembly